UCGUAAUUGGACUUGGAACCCAAUGGCCGGUGGUUCGUUAGAUAUAUGGAUUAUAGAAAAAAUAAAACACAGAGCCAGGCCCAAUGGCUUUAGUUUGAUAAGCCCAACAGUUUAAAGCCGGCAACUCUUUCACUGGAGUAGCAACGUAAGGACGAUAUGGGGAUUAAGGCAGGAAGCAAAUUUGCAGUGUAUUGAAAUUUUUUGAUGAGAAAAAAUGGACGGAGUAGUUGUAAAGCUUCCUUCAUUUCCAUUUCUAAACCCUACUAUUUCUUCUUCUUCUCCUUCUUCCCCAACUUUUCGGCUAGGCUUCCGCCGCUUCUCUGCUACGCUUUCCGCCGUUAAAGAAGGCUCCGUCUCAUUAGGUCACUUAACCCGCCCCCACUUCCCCAUCCUCCACCAGGAAGUAAAUGGGUCGAAACUUGUUUACUUAGACAAUGCGGCAACCUCUCAAAAACCAACGGCUGUGUUAAAAGCUUUGCACAAAUAUUAUGAAGCUUACAAUUCAAAUGUUCACAGAGGAAUUCAUUACUUGAGUGCCAAGGCAACUGAUGAGUACGAGCUGGCACGGAAGAAAGUGGCGGCUUUUAUUAAUGCAUCAGAUUCUGCUGAGAUUGUUUUCACAAGAAAUGCUACUGAGGCUAUUAAUUUAGUUGCUUAUUCUUGGGGUUUGUCCAAUUUAAAGCCUGGGGAUGAGAUUGUACUUACUAUUGCUGAACAUCAUAGUGCUAUUGUUCCUUGGCAAAUUGUGGCACAAAAGACGGGUGCUGUUUUGAAAUUUGUAAGUUUAGGUGAGAAUGAGGUUCCGGAUGUAGAGAAGCUGAGAGAGAUGAUCUCUACAAGGACAGAACUUGUAGUUGUUCAUCAUGUUUCUAAUGUGCUCGGCUCUGUUCUUCCUAUUGAAGACAUUGUGAUUUGGGCUCAUGAGGUUGGAGCAAAAGUGCUUGUAGAUGCUUGUCAAAGUGUUCCCCACAUGGUGGUUGAUGUCCGAGGUCUUGAUGCUGACUUUCUUGUUGCUUCUUCUCACAAGAUGUGUGGGCCUACAGGCAUUGGAUUCUUAUUUGGUAAGAGCAAUCUCUUGUCAGCCAUGCCUCCAUUCUUAGGUGGUGGAGAAAUGAUCUCUGAUGUAUUUUUAGAUCAUUCAACAUAUGCAGAACCCCCAUCCAGAUUUGAGGCUGGAACACCUGCAAUUGGGGAAGCAAUUGGAUUAGGGGCUGCAAUUGAGUACUUGUCCGGGAUUGGCAUGCAGAAGAUUCAUGACUAUGAGAUGGAGCUGGCUAAUUAUUUAUAUGAAAAACUCUGUUCUGUUCCGAAUAUUCGGAUCUAUGGUCCAAAGCCUUCAGAUAGCAUUCACCGUGCUGCUCUCUGUUCUUUCAAUGUUGAGAAUAUUCAUCCUACGGACCUUGCAACUUUUCUAGACCAACAGCAUGGAGUGGCUAUCAGAUCAGGUCACCAUUGUGCCCAGCCUCUUCAUCGCCAUCUAGGAGUGAGUGCAAGUGCACGUGCGAGCCUUUACUUCUACAAUACCGAGGAAGAUGUUGAUGACUUCAUCCGUUCGCUCAAUGAUACAGUCAGCUUCUUUAAUUCUUUCAAGUAGUACUUUUCUUGUUUUCCUCAUAAGAUCGUGUCAAACAAUCCUGUAUACUAUAUUAAACCUCAUGAUAAGGACCUUUUUCAUUUUUUACACAAUUAUCGUGUAUAAGUGUCUGGUCUAUUUCGUGUUUGACAACUAUUGCGUAACAAAAUGGACCGACACAUCCAGAAUCAAUACUAGAAAUUCACUUCAGUCUUGUAGUCAGAGAUGGAAAGGUUCAAUGUAUGAACUGGUUAUUGUCCUUUGUUUUUA
Durio zibethinus is the source of this 1843-nucleotide messenger RNA. RefSeq names its product cysteine desulfurase 1, chloroplastic. The record is from RefSeq and is a predicted model, not a curated record. Gene Ontology annotation, molecular function: cysteine desulfurase activity; pyridoxal phosphate binding. NCBI's taxonomy places the organism in Eukaryota, Viridiplantae, Streptophyta, Magnoliopsida, Malvales, Malvaceae.